ACCGGAGAAUUCACCCUGCAUUUAGGGGACACGUGCAUUCUCAACCGACCUCACCUCAUUCUUGUUAAACUGGGUGGGUAUCAAGGUUUCAACUGGCAUGAGAGCAUAUUUGGGCUUCGGUAUCCAACAAACAUGCCUGAAGAUGACACAUAAGGGAAAGGAGGGGCAACUGCUUCAGUUUGAGAAACAACAAACAAACUCUUGCCAUCCUCGCCAUAUCUUCACCUAUACCAUGAUGGCAUUAACGGGCUGCAAAAGAUGUGGCAUCGCAGCGAUCUUGUCGCUCGCAUUAUGCCAGUCAGCUGCGAGUACUUCUGGUCCGACAGACAGCCUAUUCACUUUCAGCUGUUUACCAUUGACAACACAACGGUCUGAUCCGAUUAUAUCUCCGGGAAAGCCUUCCUCACACACGCACGUCGUUGUAGGGGGCACAGCUUUUCAGAGGCUGAUGACAACCGAGACUGCUAAAAAUGCCAACGACACAACCUGUGAGGUUGCGAUAGACCGGAGCAAUUACUGGAUUCCACAAUUAUAUCAUCAGACGCGAGAUGGGUUUGAAACAAUCGAAUUUGAGAACAGCGCAAUAUAUUAUUUCAACAGAGCAUGCGAUUAUUCCCCCAACGCAACAUCUUGCGAUGGUACAGAAUACCCGCUGGCGCCACCCCCCGGCCUGCGCAUCGUUGCUGGAGAUUUAUUUCUCCGAACGUAUAACGAGACGAACUUCGCACAGCGGGCCAUCUCCCAUAUGUGUAUGAAGGAUGAUGGGACUUCAAGCGAAACAAAACAUCUUCCCCAGCAACCAUGUCUGAAAUUGAGAUCGCAAGUGUUUUUCCCCUCAUGCUGGGAUGGAAAAGCUCUCGAUAGUCCAGACCAUCAGAGCCACAUGGCCUAUCCCGCGGUUGGGGAUUAUAAUCAGGGUGUUUGCCCGGAGACCCAUCCGGUGGCUGUGUAUUCGAUAUUUAUGGAAUUCUUCUUUAACACGAAACCCUUUCCUGACUAUGAGAAUUGGGUGUACGCUAUGGGCGAUCCAACAGGAUAUGGUCUGCAUGGAGACUUUAUCAACGGCUGGACAGACCAGAGCGCACUGCAGAACGCUAUGGCGACAUGUACGGGCCUGGAGGGGCUAAACGAUCCGGAAUGUUCGAUCACAAACAACCAAACAAGGGCACUGACUCCAAUCGCACAUUCUUUGGAUGCACCUCCACCGUUGGAGCAAUUGGGCCAGCAUGGGCCACUUGCCAAAUUACCAGGGAAUAAUCCGAUAACAGGAUCACACGGGCGGUAGUGACUGAGGUGACACUGAGGUCUCUGCUUGACCUCCUGCAAAUAGCUUCAAGACCAUUGCAUGCUUUGAAAGAGGAGAUCUUGGUUGAUAAUGCAAUAACACAUCCCGAAGAUCCAUACUGGGCAGCGCAACUGGUCGUAUGAAUCCACUAACCCUAUGCACCUGCGUUGUGAUCGCUCUUCGGGCAUCCCAGGCUGUAUGAGAACAAGUAGAUUGCUUCAAUCCAGGCCACAUCACUCGCCAGAGCUGUGCAGAAUAUGUGCUGUAGAUUAUUAAUGAGUUUUAGCCCCAAUAGCACAGU
This is a messenger RNA of Aspergillus pseudonomiae, 1586 nucleotides long. Its product is annotated as DUF1996 domain-containing protein. The record is from RefSeq and is a predicted model, not a curated record. Bases 98 to 1285 code for a protein of 395 amino acids. The transcript has 4 exons. NCBI's taxonomy places the organism in Eukaryota, Fungi, Ascomycota, Eurotiomycetes, Eurotiales, Aspergillaceae.